Messenger RNA from Argiope bruennichi, 2777 nucleotides. It is a transcript of the gene tral, whose product is annotated as protein LSM14 homolog B-like. Gene Ontology annotation, cellular component: P-body. The transcript is spliced from 8 exons. Gene Ontology annotation, biological process: cytoplasmic stress granule assembly; P-body assembly. Lineage: Eukaryota; Metazoa; Arthropoda; Arachnida; Araneae; Araneidae. The record is from RefSeq and is a predicted model, not a curated record. Bases 182 to 1468 code for a protein of 428 amino acids. Gene Ontology annotation, molecular function: mRNA binding.
AGAACCAAUCAGAAAAUUUGGUUCAUUCGCAUGGCGUUGUGUAUGGCAUUUGACAUUCAUGUUUCAUUUGUUAUGGAUGCUCUGAUGUUGUGUUAAAUAUGGUAUCUGCUGUUUUCUAAUCGACUCGCUUCAUUAUCUUUUAACAUCCUCUGUUGUGAGCAUUUAUCAUUAAAGUUUCAUCAUGAGCAGCGGAAUACCAUAUUUAGGGAGCAAAAUAAGCCUAAUAUCGAAGUCAGAAAUUCGUUAUGAAGGAAUAUUAUACACAAUUGAUACAAAAGAAUCCACAGUUGCUUUGGCUAAAGUUACUUCAUUUGGAACAGAAGAUAGACCAACAGAACGUCCAGUAGCUCCCAGAGAUGAAGUUUAUGAAUAUAUCAUUUUUCGUGCCAGUGACAUAAAGGAUCUUCAUGUAUGUGAACCACCUAAACCACAACAAACUCUAAAUAGUGGUCUACCCAAUGAUCCAGCUAUUGUACAGCACUCUGCUCCUGUGCAGUCUACUUCAAAUUCAUUUAACCAGUCAGGAAACUCUUUUGGACCGAUCGGCGCACUCCCAUCUUACCAAAAUUACUCCCAGUCAAAUCUCCAGCACAUUCCACAGCCUUUUGCCACUCCUACUUCACAACGGUCAGACUCCAGAUCAGAAACUCCAACCCCAACACCACAACAAAGAAAAAGUCCACCCCUCGACUCGGGUGUCCAAGUGUCGACUUCUACAAACCAUAUUCGGACUGAAAUUGGAGAUCGUACUUCACAGCAGAGGCAACAAGGUAAAGGACCCCCUCAACAGCAAGCUCCAGGUACUUCUAACCAACAGAGACGUGCACCUCCUCAAGGGCAGAGGCAGCAACGAUCGCCUCAGAGAGGAAAUUUUUUUGCAGGAAGUCAAAGAAGAGGACGAGGUCAAGGAAGAAAUCGGCAGAACUUUUCUGGUAGAUCCAAAGAUGUUUUGGAUUUUGAAGGAGAGUAUGAUUUUGAACAAGCAAAUGCAGAAUUUCAAGAGCUGGAAGGAAAACUUGCAAAGAUAAAAAUAAAUGAUCAGGAAGAAACUGCUCCAAAAUCCCCACCGGCCAAUAAUCUCAUUGAUACAUCUACAGAGGAGAAGAAAGAUGAUGCAUUGUGGCCUGAAGAGAAUGGAGGUGAAGUUGGUGGUGAAGAAGAAGAAUCUAAGACUUUCUACAACAAAGCCAAAUCUUUCUUUGAUAAUAUAAGUUGUGAGGCUGUUGAAAGAAGCAAAGGAAAUGUUCAUCGUCAUGAUUGGCGUCAAGAGAGAAAACUUAAUGUUGAAACAUUUGGUGUGUCAGCCAAUAAUACUUGGAUGCGCCGCAAUGCAUGGCGUGGACGUGGAGGUUAUAGAAGUCGAGGUUAUGGACCGCGUCGAGGAAGUGGUGGUUACAGAGAUAACAGAGGUUACGGUUAUGGAAAUGACAGGCAGAAUCUACUUCCCCCAAAUGUUCAAAAACGGUGAAAAAAUACAUCCCUCAAAGUAAUCACAUUUUAUUUGUACUUUUGGUGUGUAAGAUGGCAGCGUGGUUACUGGUGUGUGCAGACAUGUACAAUCAAGUGUUAAUGAACAUGGAAGUCGACAAUGGAAAUCUUUGUAUAAUUUCUUUUUAUUAAUUUAUCAUUAUUAUUUUUUUUUGAGACAGUUAAAAAGAUUUUAGUAUAGCAAUAAAAUUUUAUUUUUUGCUUCUUUAUUUUUCCCUCCAGUUUUGCUUUUUUUUUUUUAAGUUACCUGCCAAGUAUGAGAUAAAAAUUUUGCCUAGUAUUUAUGGUGCUGAAGCUUUAAGGAAAGCUAUUUGUUUAAAAGACAAUUUUCCAUGCAUUGGAUUGACAAUUUAUAAUUUAAAGAGCUAAUUUUAAACUACUUUAUUUUUACUUUCCAAGCACUUCUAUUGCAUAAUGAGAUUACAUUCUUUCUGUUCAAUAUGCUGUUUAUGAAUUUUCAUAUUGACUUUUCAUACUUCAGAAUGAAUAAAGCUACUGUAUACUACCACAAAUAAUGUUCAAAUGUAAUGUCUUGGAGUAUGUUGUUGUAGUGCUUUAAAUCAGUAAUAAUAAACAAUUGUAACAAAGUCUUAUGUGUUUUCUUGUACAUGUUUAAAAAAAAUGUAUUUUCAAUUAUGCUUAUUAGAACACAAUUUUGUAAUAGUGUAUAUAAUCCACCUUUCGAAAUUUGUUAUUGAAUUUAAAAGGAAUGCUUUUCAAACUUUAUAAUCUUUAACAAGUUGACAUUUUCAAUGCUGUGAAUAUAUUUUGUUAGUUUGACGUUUUCUGACUCAUUAGACUUUGUAGAUUAUUGACGCACAUGUAGUUUUUUUAUUGUCUUUUAAAACAAAUAUUGGAAGUGUAUUUUUUUAUAUCAAAUGAAUGUGUCCCUCUUUGUUCAGAUAUUGUGAUAGAUUCUAUGGUUAAAUGGUUAUUCUUAUGACAUGUUGGCUUUUGAUGGUUGGCAAUCAUAUGCUGAGCCCAUGUAUCUUAUAUAAGCAUAACUGGUAAUGCAACAAAUUAGACUGCAGUAACAAAACUGUAAAGAUAUCUUACAAUAUACUGAUUGUAUAGUGGAAAUAACAAUCGUAUGAGUUGAAUGUACCAAAAUACUCAACUUUGAUUUUUUUUGUUUAGUACAACCGGUAUAAUUAUACUGACUUUUAAAUUAUCUUUAUAUUUUCCUUGUCAUUUUAUGUAAUAUUUAAAACUUCGUUCACGAGUAAAAUAUUUUCAUUGUAUUCUCAGACAAAAAUGAGCUGCAUUAAAAUAAAAUUUUUGAAAGUGAA